UAUGUGUGCCAUGGUCUAACCCAGCCAGUGUUGACAAUAGGGUGAAAAAGAAACCAGCCCCGAAUUAUAAACGAGCUAAAGGAUAAAACACCAAAAACCCAGGGGUUUGGGGAAGACAGGCAAUUGAAUCAGUAACAGGAAUGUAAUUGCGUAAUCGUUUUUUAUACAGCCGUGUUUUGUUAUUAAUGGGAGUUUGAGGAUUAUUCCGUUGGAAGGAAAACGGGUACUCGUGGGUUUGGCUGUUUUCAGGCCAGAUUUUCCUGCUGUUUUGCCCGCUGCUGCUGCUUGGGGGAAAAGGCUGUUUCUGCACCGUGCUGGAGGUAGCCUGUUAGCCCCGAUAUAUUUCCAAACGUAGGAUAAACUCCGCCGCCGUCUCCGUUGCAAAACCCACAAGAGGAUCAAGGUAAAGUACUACGAUUGGAGAGCUAACAGCCAGUCGGUCGGCUGCAGCUUGUCGGGCUCGGGACUCGGGACGGUGUGUGUUUCCCCGGUCUGUCACUUAGCAUUAGCACUGCUCCCCUUCCCCCUGUAUUUACAUCUGGGAUGAUGGGUGAUCGCCCAAGUCCGCCCAGCAGGGCUAUGUCCUCGGCAGCCACCACAUCUCCAUCUGUGGACAAAGUGGACGGAUUUUCACGGAAGUCUGUCAGGAAGGCCAAGCAGAAGCGGUCGCAGAGCUCGUCCCAAUUCCGCUCUCAGGGCAAACCCAUAGAGCUCACGCCCUUGCCACUGCUCAAGGACGUGCCAGCGCCGGAGCAGCCCGAGCUGUUCCUGAAGAAGCUGCAGCAGUGCUGUACUGUCUUUGACUUCAUGGACACGCUGUCAGACCUCAAGAUGAAGGAGUACAAGCGCUCCACGCUCAACGAGCUGGUGGACUACGUGACCGUCAGCAGGGGCUACCUGACAGAGCAGGCCUACCCCGACGUCGUCAAAAUGGUGUCUCACAACAUAUUCCGGACCCUUCCGCCCAGUGACAGUAAUGAGUUUGACCCCGAGGAAGAUGAGCCCACGCUCGAGGCCUCCUGGCCACACUUACAGUUGGUAUACGAGUUCUUCAUCCGGUUCUUGGAGAGUCAGGAAUUCCAGCCCAGCAUUGCCAAAAAGUACAUAGACCAGAAGUUUGUCCUACAGCUCUUGGAGUUGUUUGACAGCGAGGAUCCUCGGGAGAGAGACUACCUGAAGACAGUCUUGCAUAGAAUCUACGGCAAAUUCCUGGGUCUGAGGGCUUUUAUACGAAAACAGAUCAAUAAUAUUUUUCUACGUUUUGUUUAUGAGACGGAGCACUUCAACGGGGUGGCUGAGUUGCUGGAGAUCCUGGGGAGUAUAAUCAAUGGUUUUGCUCUGCCACUGAAAGCGGAGCAUAAACAGUUUCUGGUCAAAGUGUUGAUCCCCCUCCACACUGUCAGGAGUCUGUCCCUCUUCCACGCACAGUUGGCAUAUUGCAUUGUACAGUUCCUAGAGAAAGACCCAACAUUAACAGAACCAGUCAUCAGAGGCUUACUGAAGUUCUGGCCAAAAACCUGCAGUCAAAAAGAGGUGAUGUUUCUAGGAGAGCUGGAGGAGAUCCUGGACGUCAUCGAGCCCACACAGUUUGUGAAGAUCCAGGAGCCGCUCUUCAAACAGAUCUCCAGAUGUGUCUCCAGCCCACACUUCCAGGUUGCAGAGCGAGCUCUGUACUACUGGAACAACGAGUACAUCAUGAGUCUGAUCGAGGAGAACUCCAGCGUCAUCCUGCCCAUCAUGUUCGCCAGCCUCUACAGGAUCUCCAAAGAGCACUGGAACCCGGCCAUCGUGGCGCUGGUGUACAACGUACUGAAGGCCUUCAUGGAGAUGAACAGUACCUUAUUCGAUGAACUCACAGCCACUUACAAGUCGGACCGCCAGCGUGAGAAGAAGAAGGAGAAGGAGCGGGAGGAUCUGUGGAAGAAGCUGGAGGACUUGGAGCUGAAGAGGGGCCUUAGGAGCGAUGGGAUCAUCCCAACUUAACGAAGACAGCGCCGCGCUCCCCCCUCUGCCCAACUCCCCUCCUCUCUCCCCCUGUGACUCCCCCUCCCCUCCAUCCUGACCCCGACUCCCCCCCCCCCCGACCCCCUCAACAUCAGCCAUGUCAGCUCUGAGAAAUCCCCGAUACAGGCCGCCGUCUCUGGAUGGACACGGAGAGCCCGCUGGUUUCUAAAUUGUUUUUUUUCUUAUGUUUUUUUUUUUCUCCUGUGUUUGUGCGACUUACUUUACAGUAGAUUCAUCACGUCUGUUUUCAUGAUUUCAACAGCACUGUAAAUAAUUUUUUUUCCCUUUAAACUGAUAUUAUUGCAAACAGAAAAACAAAACAAUAAUAAUAAAAAAGGAAGAAAAAAAUAGAAAAUGAGAAAAUGACUUGUGUGGGCGGGUGGAUUAAAAACAGACAACAAAAAAACGACGUUUGGACUUUAGGACGCGGGAAGAACUCUUGGAAAACAAAAAAAUGACAAAAAACAGAAGAUAGAUCGAGUUUAACUCUUCAUCCCGCUCUUCUUCCGUACAGUCCCGUGUGUAAUUUUUAUUUUCCUGGUUGUCCUCUUGGCUUUUCCUCUCGUAUUCUCUGACUUUCUGUUCCCUCUCUCCCUCCUCUCUAAUGGGGCAUCUGCCCCCGUGUGGGACGUCCGACUCAUAAUGGGUUCCCCCUUGCUCAUUAAGGUUGUCCCGCCCUCCUGUCGACAGGUUCCUGUUUUGAAUGGAGUAAAACCACUGAAUAAAUCAUAUUUUAAAAACAAUAUCGGGGACCUUCAGUACACACAGAUCUUUGAGUGCGUUUACAUGCGUGUUCAUGGAAAAGUUUGGAGAUUUGGAUAUCAUUUUUCCAUUCUUUAAUUUAAAAUGUACCUUUUUCAGUCUCAAACGACCUACUUUAAGGUCUAAAAAUACUGAAGAAGUUGAUAUUUCUUCAUCAAAAGACAUCAGAAGUCAGCAAUAUCCCUUCUUUGCAUUUUACCUUUUGUUUUUUUGCAUUUCCUGUGGCUCCUUCACAAUAAAAGCCCAUAUGUUUCCAUCACUUUAAUGUGAACUAGCAGCAAGAUCAAUUCUGAUACAAAGCAAUCAACAAAUGGGGGAAGGCAAUGUUUAUUGAUAUCGCACUGGUGUACAAAAAGUUCUUGUGCAGUGUAUGAUAACUAUUUGAAAGCUAGCAAUAAGGCAAAACAGGCAGGAUUGGAGGUAUUUGCACUCUUCCCUGCCACUCACAAAGAAAUGAUUUUCUGCAUUCAUGCUGUGCAUAAAUCACAAUCUGGGUCUGAAAUUGUGACUUACUACACCUCCAUGUGCAGGACUUUUGUUUUGCUUACUAGUUUGGUGGACAGAUCAACUGGUGAACAGAGAGACAUUAACAUUACAAUAUUAACCAAUGAAUUAAAUCACUUUUUAAUGCAAUUGAGAAACAAAAUAAGUGUAACUUAAUGAAAAGAGAAUCAUUGAAA
Molecule: messenger RNA, 3446 nt
Organism: Eleginops maclovinus (Patagonian blennie)
Lineage: Eukaryota; Metazoa; Chordata; Actinopteri; Perciformes; Eleginopidae
Gene: ppp2r5eb
Product: protein phosphatase 2, regulatory subunit B', epsilon isoform b
Exons: 14
Coding region: 544-1983 (479 amino acids)
Biological process (GO): protein dephosphorylation; signal transduction
Cellular component (GO): nucleus; protein phosphatase type 2A complex; cytosol
Molecular function (GO): protein phosphatase activator activity
Source: RefSeq, a predicted model, not a curated record